This is a messenger RNA of Sarcophilus harrisii (Tasmanian devil), 1645 nucleotides long. It is a transcript of the gene CWC15, whose product is annotated as CWC15 spliceosome associated protein homolog. The record is from RefSeq and is a predicted model, not a curated record. The coding region runs from base 612 to 1307 and encodes 231 amino acids. Lineage: Eukaryota; Metazoa; Chordata; Mammalia; Dasyuromorphia; Dasyuridae. Gene Ontology annotation, cellular component: catalytic step 2 spliceosome. The transcript has 7 exons. Gene Ontology annotation, biological process: mRNA cis splicing, via spliceosome. Gene Ontology annotation, molecular function: RNA binding.
CUCCAAAGGGCCGGGACAGCUCUCUGUUCCGGUUCCGCGAAGCGCUUUUGUUGGUCCACACCGUAUUCUUUCGUUUCCACAGGGAGAAAGGAGGGGCCUAGGCGGGAGGAUCACAUCUUCCUCGCCCGCCCACUAAAGGGAAUCACAGUCGGCCUCUAGCGGCCACACGAGCGCGACGCCGUACACAAGCUCCCGGCAGCUCAAGGGCGAGAGCCGGGGCAAGGUGGAAGGGCAGGGGCCUUUAGGGAGAAGAGCGAGAGGGUGAAAAAAUCUAGGAAAUACUGAAUAAAUGAACAUUCGCGAGCUGACCUACGCUUAACCGGAAGGGGCCGACUCAAGCUUCUCUCUCCCGGAUGUCCCCUCAACUUCCGCUUCAACUCCCGCCCCAUUGGAGGUCUUUCUCACCGACGAUUGGCUGUUGGCUUGAGUCAUAUGACGCCUUCCGUUAAGCGCCUCUCCGCCCUCUUGUUUUUCUUUUCCGGUAAAAGAGAGUCGAGUUGUUCCCAAACUCUAUGCUCUUCGGGUCCUGGCGCGGAGAGUUGUGGGAAGAAGGCGGAGUAAUGGUGCUGGCGUAACAUCAGAGGGCUGUGGGACUCGCUUGAAUAUUGAAGAUGACAACAGCCGCAAGGCCUACAUUUGAACCUGCAAGAGGUGGAAGAGGAAAAGGGGAAGGUGAUUUGAGUCAGCUUUCAAAACAAUAUUCAAGCAGAGAUCUACCUUCUCACACAAAGAUAAAAUACAGACAAACCACUCAGGAUGCUCCAGAAGAGGUUCGCAACCGUGAUUUCAGGAGAGAACUAGAAGAGAGAGAGAGAGUUGCUGCAAGAGAAAAAAACAGAGAUCGUCCAACCAGAGAGCAUACAACUUCAUCUUCUGUAUCUAAGAAACCUCGGUUAGAUCAGAUUCCUGCAGCCAACCUUGAUGCAGAUGAUCCCCUAACAGAUGAAGAUGAUGAAGAUGAGGAUUUUGAGGAAGAAAGUGAUGAUGAUGACACUGCAGCUCUACUAGCAGAACUAGAAAAAAUAAAAAAAGAAAGAGCUGAAGAACAAGCUCGGAAGGAACAAGAACAAAAGGCUGAAGAAGAGAGAAUUCGGAUGGAAAAUAUCCUUAGUGGAAACCCUCUCCUAAAUCUUACUGGUCCCUCUCAGCCUCAGGCCAACUUCAAAGUGAAGAGAAGGUGGGAUGAUGAUGUUGUCUUUAAGAACUGCGCCAAAGGAGUAGAUGAGCUGAAAAAAGACAAAAGAUUUGUAAAUGAUACCCUUCGAUCAGAGUUUCACAAAAAGUUCAUGGAGAAAUAUAUCAAGUAGUACAGUUUUAUGUGCUUAAAUAUUACAAAGGGGGCUCAUUCAAACUUUAAGGGUCAUUCUGGCUUUAAUUUGGUCAGGAUUUACUUUUUAUGCUCUUAAUGGCUUAUAGAUUUCCUGCAUUUAAAAUUCUAAAAUGCCUUUUUUGUUUGGUCAGUAAUAUUUUAUUUGAUAAUGGCAUCCUAGAUCUAGGAAUUGGUUUAACCCCUCUUCCUACAUUGUUGAUUUAUCAUUUAAUAAACCAGUUUGUGUUCUGUGAACGUUUCCAGUUCUAUUUUUUUCUUGUAAAAAUGUUGUAUAGGAAAAUCUGGUUUUCAAUAAAGAUUUUAAUUGUCUAAAUA